Messenger RNA from Astrephomene gubernaculifera, 3278 nucleotides. The record is from the annotation of a GenBank genome assembly. Lineage: Eukaryota; Viridiplantae; Chlorophyta; Chlorophyceae; Chlamydomonadales; Astrephomenaceae.
AUUGCUUCUAUAUGCAUGUUAUAGCUGGUUAAUAGACACAUGGUAUAGCUUAACCCUAGCCAUAAAUAACUUAAUGCCCACUUAAAAAUUUCAACGUCUGACAGCUUAAAGACAGCUUCAACAUCUUCUGCCAGGAGUCAAAAUGGAUGACCGUAGGGAAAGCAGAAUACCACGCCCGGGCUUUGGUGGUGGCUUUGCUGCGGGAGCCAAGCCUCUCGAGACCAGCCGGAAUGCUAACACAUCAGCGGCUGGUGGUCUAGAUCGCAAGCGGAAGGCCGAGGCUCCUGCAGAUAUGACCGAGACGAAGCGCCCUAACUUCUCGGCGAGCCAGGGGCCUGCACGGCCAACGCGCUCUAACACUACCGGUGGGCGCUCAACCUCUCUCCAGCAAGGUGCAUCUGCGAGAGCAGGACCGAGCCACGGUCAACCUGCAAACCAGCUGCCACCCGUAAUGGAGGAAGAGGGAUGGGACGCGAUCAGGGACAGGACGGGGCAAAGCGAGGAACAAGUCCUGGACAAGGUCGCAACCUUUAGUAAGGGCGCCAAGCCUGAGCGGAAGGUGGAGGCCUACAUUUCCCUGGUAAAGGAGAUGAGGGCCCUAGCUAAGCACCUCAAGGUGGCCCGUGACCGGCUCGCCGAGGAGUCUGAGCAGUGGAAGAAGAGCAGCGAGGAACUGUCUGAGAAGGUGGAGGAGACGCAGCAGAAGAUGGCAGAGCUUGCAGGCUUGCUAAGCAACCUGGAGUCGCGCAAGGACGAGCUGGAGAAGUUACUGGCGGAGAAGGAGCAGACCGUGGCGUCGUUGCACAUGGACCUGCAGGGCCUCAAGGCCGAUUUGCAGCGGGCCACUCAGCAGCUGGAGGACUGCAAUCGCAAGAAUGCGGAGCUCGAGGAGAGCUGCCGCACCAACAUGCAGUACAACAGCCAGCUGCAAGGCUACAACAGCCAGCUGCAGGCGCAGGUGGAGGCUGAGAAGGUGAAGCGUGACGAACUGCAGCGCGCCAAGGAUGAGCUGCAAGGCCAGGUAGCGCGGCUCACCGGCGACUUCAGCAGCACGAAGAACCAGCUGGCCCUGGAGCGGGAACAAGUCGGCAAGAUGCGUGAAGAGCGCGAGGCUGCGGUGCGAGACUUGUCCACGCUGCGCCUUGACAUUGACAACAUGCGCGUGGAGCGUGAGCGCGCCCUGGCGGAAGCCGCUAAGGCGAAGGAGGACCUUGAGAAGCUCCGGGCCGUUGGCGGGAGGAGCCUCGAGACGCUCGAAACGCUGACCAAUGAGAAGGCGACCAUGGAAGCCCAGAUGACGCUGCAGCAAAAACUCAUCACCUCCAUGCGCGAGGAGCUCGCCGGCGCCAAGCAGGGGCAGGCCAUGUCGGAUGCGCAGGCUGAAACUCGAGCCGCACAAAACGCUGAGCUGAAGGCGCAAGUGGAGAACCUUCAGACGGCGCUAGCGGACGCGGAGCGCCGCAUCUACGAGGGCGAGCUCAUGCGCAGGAAGCUUCACAACAUCAUCCAGGACCUCAAAGGCAACAUCCGCGUCUACUGCCGAGUACGGCCCGUCAGCUCGGCGGAGGCGGCCGACUCGUCGCACGACUCGGAGAUGUCGCUCGACUUUCCCGCCACCGGAGACCUGGUGGAGCGCGGCCUCACUGUCACGGUCCCCAGCAGCUCCGCCGGCCAGGCCCCGCAGAAGCACAACUUCGCCUUCGACCGGGUCUUCCUCCCGGGCACGACUCAGCAAAAUGUGUUUGACGAGAUCUCGGAGCUGGUCCAGAGCGCGCUGGACGGUCACAAGGUCUGCAUCUUUGCCUACGGGCAAACCGGCAGCGGAAAGACGUUCACGAUGCUAGGCAAUCGGGAGCAGCCUGGCGUAAUUCCGCGCGCAAUGAAGCAGAUUUUUGAAAACGGGCAGAGGCUGGCGGCGCAGGACUGGCACUUCAACAUGCAGGCCAGCAUGCUAGAAAUCUACAACGAGGAUAUUAGGGACCUGCUCAGCCGGAAGAAGGACGAGUCCAAGAAGCACCAGGUGUCGCACGACAGCAACGGCGUGACCACCGUGAGCGAGCUGACCGUGGUCGACAUCAACCGGCCGGAGACGGUGGAGCAGCUGCUGGCCCAGGCCAUGGAGAAAAGGUCCGUGGGCUGCACCGCACUCAACGAGCAGUCCUCCCGCAGCCACAUGGUCUUCAUCAUGCGCAUUGAGGGUCACAACAAGACCACGGACGUCAAGGUGUCCGGUGUCCUGAACCUGAUCGACCUGGCGGGGUCUGAGCGCGUCAAGGAAAGCGGUGCCACAGGAUUGCGCCUGAAGGAGGCGCAGGCCAUCAACAAGAGCCUCAGCUCACUCGGCGACGUCAUCAUGGCCAUCGCUAACAAGCAGGAUCACGUCCCCUUCCGCAACUCGAAGCUGACCUACCUGCUGCAGCCGUGCCUGGGAGGCGACGCCAAGACCCUGAUGUUCCUCAACGUUGCACCCACGCGCGAGUUCGCACACGAGUCGUUGUGCUCCCUGCGGUUUGGCGCGAAGGUGAACGCGUGCGAGAUCAACGCGCCUAAGAAGAACGUCGUAGUGCCGCGUGGUUGAUGCGUGCGGCAUUGGUGGCAGGACCAUGACAAGACAUGGACAAGUGAGCUGCAGGCAUGCAGACAUACUUGGAAGUUCGUCUCACCCUAAAUGCUGACGUCAACAACUUACCCUUACAGCAUUAAACGCCAUGACGUGAUGGUCGCCCUCGCGCCUUCCUAAUGCAUCCCAUAGCUGUGAUUCUAGGUGGUUUGGGGUUUGCCACCCUGUACAUAGGUACUGUGAAUGUGUUUGCUUUACUGACGUUCUGUGGUCGGACGCGCGCACAGCGCAAUGAUGGUAGUCAUAUGAAAGGUGGCUGGCACAAUACCGUGUUGGUUAGGCUGUGGUACGGCCAUGGCCUUCCUGUGAUGGAGGCAUGCUGUACAAGGGGCCCCAAGUAUGGGUGAUCUUGGGCACCAAGCAAGACAUAUAUGAUUGUAUGAUAUGAUCGUACCAAUAUACUGCCAUGUAGUCGUUUGCCUUUUAUGCACGGGUAUACCAUGCCAAGCUCGGAACCUAGCACCAGCUAUGCCGAUGACAGCGAUGUAGAGCGAGCUGGACAAUAGUGCCAUCACCCGUGCUCGUCAGCUCGCAGGCCGCGCACAUGAUAAGUGGCGUUGCGUACGGCGUCUCAGGGUCGGUGGGGGCCAUGCCUGACAGCAGUGUGUGUUGGCACGCAUAGGCAUCACUGAAACGGCUACUUGUAAUUAGUUUCCCC